AUGUUCCGCAAGACGAUCAACUGCGCAAUUGGCCUCACCUGCGAGGGCUGGAGAAGACCCUCGCCGACUCCAGGCCGUGGAGCCGGAGGGCGCGCUGGUCGGCGGCGGCCGAGCCAAGGAGGACCCGCAUGGCCGGCCUCGCCUGGCAGCGGAGGAGCCGCGGUCGAGGGCGCUCCAGGCGUUGGAGAGGGAUCUGAUGAGCCUCGGAACUGUCGAGGCCAUGAGCGACAAGUCCAGGACCUGAUACCGACUACGGCCACGAGGGCGGCCUCCGUCUACAUGACCGCGGCCAGCACCGAGGAGGUGUUGGGCGUUAUGGCCCACUUGUUCCGGCACGGCGGGCUGAAGCAGAAACACAAGUUGGCAAUCUUAUCUCAAGAAGCCAGCGGAUAUGUGUUCCACGAGCUGCUGUCCCAGCAGGUGGACCUCAAGGCCCGCGCGAAGCUGGCCAUCGAGGGGAGGAGCCACCUCCUGGAGCCGAUCGGUCCGACCGUGCGCGCCCUGCACAAGGCGGGCAAGGGAGCGGCCUUGCAGCGCCUGCUCGAUAUCUGGGGCAGAGCUGGCUACUACCCUGAGGGCGCAUUGGAACAGCUGCGCCACCAGUGGUUACCACUGACCGCCCAGAAGACUAAGACGGAGCAGGAGACCUUCUCGUGA
Molecule: messenger RNA, 657 nt
Organism: Prorocentrum cordatum
Lineage: Eukaryota; Dinophyceae; Prorocentrales; Prorocentraceae
Source: the annotation of a GenBank genome assembly